Molecule: messenger RNA, 1023 nt
Organism: Aspergillus calidoustus
Lineage: Eukaryota; Fungi; Ascomycota; Eurotiomycetes; Eurotiales; Aspergillaceae
Source: the annotation of a GenBank genome assembly
AUGGACCAAGUCACAGUCCAAGAGCUCAGCAAUGUCCUCGUCGCUUUCCUCCAGCGCUUUGACUACGACGACACCGCCCGUCUUCCACCAGAAGACCUAGAGUCGCUGCAAGACUUUGUCUUCCCGUACAUCCCCCACAAUAGCAGAAUCGUCCGCGAGCUAGCUGGAUACGUGCACUGCACAUUCCCUUUCCUCCCUCUCGAAAUUCGACAGGCGGUUACCCUUUACGACUCAUUCCAAAUGUCCGUUGACGACAUGCCGAUCGAGCAGCACGACAGUCUCGAGAACCUCUGCAUCCAGCUCUCGACCCGAGAGCAGGUUAAGCACCCUGUCUGGAAUGGCUUCUUUGAAACGCUUCCCCUUGUCCUACAGCAUUACGGCCCGUACGCGCAGACAACGCUCUUCCGCGGCGCGCUGGAAUUCAUCCAGGCCACUUGCCUUGAGAGGACGCUGUUCCGCGGAUACUCCGGCUCCACGUACCCCAGCUAUAUACGGCGCAUGAGUGGUCAAGGCCCCGUGCAAGCGGCUCUAUGCUUCCCAGAGGCAGAAUUCCCGCAGAGUGAAUUUUUGUCUUUCACUGCGUCGUUGGAGGCAGAGCUUGAGGAUUUCGUUGGGACGGUUAAUGACCUCUUUUCGUUCUACAAGGAGAGUGAGAAUGCGUUCGAGCGUAUCAACUUUCCGCUAAAUGAGGCUUCGUGUAGUGGUCGAUCGGUGCUAGAGAUACUGAUCGAUCUGGUUAACACCGCGAUAGGAUCGUGGGCGAGGGUUCAGAGUAUCCUAGGGGUCUUAGGCGAGAAGAGGUUAUCUGAUCGCGUUGGUGAAUUCUUCAAGGGAUAUGUUCGGUACCAUCUUUCGUGCAGUCGGUAUAAGAUUGGGAGAAUUUGCGCGGAGUCAGGAAAUCAGGAGCUGUUGCGGUAUUACCAGAUGAGCCUCAAUGUGCUUGGGGGAGCUGUGAGUGCUACUGCAAUGGAGAAGCCCACAGUAACAUCCGGCGAGUCUGGUGCUCUCAGGUUGCCAAACUAA